Rotaria socialis is the source of this 690-nucleotide messenger RNA. The record is from the annotation of a GenBank genome assembly. Lineage: Eukaryota; Metazoa; Rotifera; Eurotatoria; Philodinida; Philodinidae.
AUGAAUGAGUUACUAAAGGUAUUCCUCAUUUUGAAUUUAUGUGCAAUAACUUUGGCCUGGCAUUCUUGCGAAUUCAACGAUAAAUCGUUGAAUAAAACAAUAGAGAACAAUGUGACUAUUCAAGCUGAAUGUAUGUAUUUGACUAGUCCACUUGAAUGGAGUGAAUUUGAUCCGAAUAAUUUUGAUGGUUUUUACUAUAAUUCGACAAGAUCUAUCCCAUUGACUCAUCUACAUAUCAAACGCUUAUUUUUUUCUGAUUUGCCACCACGAAAUACUUCGGCUGUCAAGCACAUCAUUAAUUAUUGGCUUGUAAACGGUGGUGGUGGUUCUCAAUACGGAAUGGAAGCAUUUGGUGUAUCUAUGUUGAGACAAAUUAUUCUAGAUAAAUAUCAUAAAACAUAUCCUCAGACACAUCCAAUAAUGUAUCUAUUUCAAUACAGAGGAGCAGGAUUGAGUACACCGUCGAUUCAUUGUUAUACUGCGAAAACAUGGAUUGAUUGCGCAAAAGAAUUAAUUGAAACAACUGUACCAACUUCUGCCAAUGAAUCAUUGAAAAUAAUCAAUGCUAUGACAAAUCAAAAUAUUGCCCAAGAUUUACAAUAUCAAAUUCAAUAUUCAAUCAAUGAAUCGCAAUCCAUAGCGUCGACAUCAACUUAUGUAUACGGACUAAGUCAAGGUAUAAAUUGGUAG